Molecule: messenger RNA, 3255 nt
Organism: Gadus macrocephalus (Pacific cod)
Lineage: Eukaryota; Metazoa; Chordata; Actinopteri; Gadiformes; Gadidae
Gene: fzd3a
Product: frizzled class receptor 3a
Exons: 5
Coding region: 241-1686 (481 amino acids)
Biological process (GO): non-canonical Wnt signaling pathway; canonical Wnt signaling pathway
Cellular component (GO): plasma membrane
Molecular function (GO): Wnt-protein binding; Wnt receptor activity
Source: RefSeq, a predicted model, not a curated record
ACACUUGUGUGACGUAGGUUAUACCUCACACAAGACUCUGACGGUGUUGUGUGACACGUGACGCCUCCGGUUCUCUAACCCGAACAGUGUAUGGUAAUGCAAAGUAAUCAAAGCUAGCGUAAUGCCGGAUCUACUUUACGGCACCGUGGCGGCGGGAUCUCAGUGUAAAAGGGGCUAACGUGUCGUCUCCUUACCCUCCCCCCCCCCCCCCCCCCACACACACACACAGCCUUCCACCCCAUGGUGAACCUGCAGUGCUCCCAGGAGCUGCGGAUGUUCCUGUGUGCGCUGUACGCGCCGGUGUGCACCGAGUACGGCCGCGUCACCCUGCCCUGCCGCCGCCUCUGCCUGCAGGCGCGCAGCGACUGCUACCGCCUCAUGGACAUGUUCGGGGUCAGCUGGCCCCACGAGAUGGACUGCGACAGGUUCCCCGACUGCGACGAGGCCUACCCCCGCGCGGCCGACCUCCUGUCCAGCGCCGCCGACGCCCCCAGCGCCGAGUCGCCCGGUGCCGUGCAGCGCGACUACGGCUUCUGGUGCCCGCGCGAGCUCAAGAUGGACCCCGACCUGGGCUACUCCUUCAUGGGCGUGCGCGACUGCUCGCCGCCCUGCCCCAACAUGUACUUCGGGCGCGAGGAGCUGGCGCUGGCCCGCUACUUCAUCGGCGUGGUGUCCAUCGUGUGCCUGUCGGCCACGCUCUUCACCUUCCUCACCUUCCUCAUCGACGUGUCGCGCUUCCGCUACCCCGAGCGGCCCAUCAUCUUCUACGCCGUGUGCUACAUGAUGGUGUCGCUGGCCUUCUUCCUGGGCUUCCUGCUGGACGACCGCGUGGCCUGUAACGCCGCCGCCCCCGGGCGCUUCAGGGCCGCCACCGUCACCCAGGGCUCCCACAACAAGGUGUGUGUGUGUGUGUGUGUGUGUGUGUGUGUGUGUGUGUGUGUGUGUGUGUGUGUGUGUGUGUGUGUGUGUGUGUGUGUGUGUGUGUGUGCGCGCGCGCGCGCCCCCCCCCAGGUGGAGCAGAGCAGCCGUCCUGACCUGGUCCUCUUCCUCGUCAAGUACCUGAUGAUGCUGAUCGUGGGCAUCCCCUCCGUCUUCUGGGUGGGCAGCAAGAAGACCUGCUUCGAGUGGGCCGGCUUCUUCCACGGCAAGAGACGCAAGGAGAUGGUGCACAAGAGCCACCAAGCCCUGGGGUGCCCCGAGCCCGACUUCGCCCAGCUGCUGCUGAGGGAGCCCAGUGGGCCCGUGGUGAGGAAGUCCUGCGGCACCUCCACCCAGGGCACCUCCACCCACGCCUCCUCCACCCACCUGGCCAUGCUGGACCAGCCGGCCAGCGGCAGCACCAGCCGGGCCGGCUCCAUGCGCAGCGGGCCGUCCAAGAGCAGCGGCAGCAGCUACCACGGCAGCCUGCACCGCAACCGGGACGACAGGUUCACCGCCUCCAGCUUCCGAGCCGUGGAGGAGUUCCCGCCGUACGGAAGCCUGCCUCGGCUCAAGGACCAAUCGCAGUCGAGACUAUGCAGCAACAACCGCCUGGACAGCCCAUCACGGCACGGCUCCACCCAGCGGCUGGAGAGCCAAUCGCGGCACAGCAGCGUGAGAGACCUCAGCGUCGCUCCGCAGGCGGUCCACAGCGUUCCCGGACACGGGAUCCACAUGGUGCUGGAGGAAGACGGUCCCAGAGCCUGAGAGACCAAAGCUUUCACACUUGUAUCCGACAUGAAAGGUGGCCAUCUUUUUUUCCUGCUUUAGAAAAAGAAAGGUGGAACUUGACCUGAUCACAUGAGUGACACUGGAUUGCUUCAGAGCUUUAUGGACACUAGUUGGCCAUUUGCUGUGGUUAACUGUUGGCUAAUGCUAGCCGAAAUGCUCCAUUCAGACUUAAAGGGAGCUGUUUGUUUAUAGUGCUGUCAAGUCACGUUGAGUGGAAUCUGGAUGGCAUCGUCGGUGCUGCUAGAUUCUGCGUACAAAUGACAGGUGGGCGGAGCUACGGCCAGCCAAUCAACGUUCUAUAUUUAAGAUGCCUCAAAAAGGCUCCUCAGGUACAGCCAAUCACAAGCAGUGUAUCGAUUCCCUCCAAACACCGCGAGCAUCAAGAUCGUCAUGGUGGCCUCCAGAGGAACUAUAUAAUCGUUAUGUCAUGUUAUGUCUGAAACCUGCUGAGGAUGUGGAUGUGAAAUACAUUCAACCGACGAUAGUUAAAGAGAAUGAACGUCCGGAACUACACUAUGGAGGACUAUACUAUACUAGGAAGACUUUUACUGCUCCGUUUCCUUUUUCUGUAGUAAAAUCAAGGACUUGAUAUAGUAGACUAUACAUGCUACUGCUGAAAUAUUUGUGGACAUCAAGGACUUGAUAUAGUAAACUAUAAAUGCAACUACUGAAAUAUUGUGUGAAUCAAGGAUGCUGCUUUCCAGGAUUGUUAGGUCUUUUUAUUUGACUGUGAAUAUGAACACUGAUAAUAUGGAAAUACAGUGGGGUUUUAUGACAUACCCUCUCCUUUGUCUUCUGACUGUGACAUUAUCGGUACACCGUUGAUCACUGGAGCGAAAAACUGCUGAUCUGAAACGUAAGGACGGGUCAUGGCCUUUCUUCAGCUUGUGAAGGUGCCCCCCUGGAAUGGAUUCUGGGAAAUGCCCGAAAAUGUGAACGUAUAUUUGUGAUGAAGUUGAUCACAACCAUGUCAUUGAAACUAUAGCGUAAUAAAACAAAGGUCCCAGACUACCCUAACAUACACUCGGUAAUGUUUCGACCUUUAUGAACUUUCAGGUUAACCUGACCGGUAAAAGGGAAAUGCCAAACAGAGAGAGAAAUUACCUAAACAUUAAAUAUGGGUUUCAGGUAAUAUCUUGUUCAAUCUUUUUUUUUACGCUAUUUAAAUGUAAUGGCUUUUGAUCACUGCGGUUAAGACGUACAUAAAUGCUUUUUGGAACACCUCUACAAAUACAAUGGUUGUUUGAUUGAGUCAAAAUUAUGUCAUCACAAAACUGUUCGAAUGGAUUGGGCUCGUCCGCCAUUUUGGAUCCAAGGACUGAACUAUGUGAUGAUGAAUGCCAACCUGCUGCCUUACAGCUCGAAUAUGAUAAACAAUAGUAUAAUUCAACUAGUGUAGAAUUUGCCAAUAGUUUUGUUCGGGUCACAAGAGUUUUGUUUCUUUCAUGGAUUAAAGUUUGCCUAAACAGGUCUUGUGGGCUAUGUAUAGAUAAAAAUGAAACCUUUGUGGAAGCUGUAAUAAAGAUUUUUUUCAAGAGUUCAGAA